Messenger RNA from Encephalitozoon romaleae SJ-2008, 696 nucleotides. RefSeq lists its product as hypothetical. The record is from RefSeq and is a predicted model, not a curated record. Bases 1 to 696 code for a protein of 231 amino acids. The transcript has a single exon. NCBI's taxonomy places the organism in Eukaryota, Fungi, Microsporidia, Unikaryonidae.
AUGUUUUCAUUCAAAGAAAGAAUGGAGACAUUUGCAAAGUGGCCCGAAGGCUAUGGCGUAGCAACACCCGAGAGGCUUUCUGUUGCAGGAUUUGUCUGUCUGUCUACUGAGGAAGGCAAUCUAACUGUGGAAUGUGUGUACUGCCACAAGACACUAGAAUGCUGGGAAAGAACCGACCUACCGGUGAGGGAGCACUAUUUACACAUGAGUAAAUGCCCGCUCUUCAAUGUGAAUAAGAUAGAGAGCAGGGUGAACAUGUUUAAUGGAUGGGAUUCCAAAGAAGCAAAAGCACUUGCAAGAAUAGGGUUUGUUAAAUAUAACCUUGGAGACGCCGACUUCAUUUUUUGUUAUAAGUGUGGAUCUAUUGAUAAGGGCCAUUCUUGUAGGAGAAAAAGAGGAUCUGUAUAUAAUCUAGAGAGAAGAAUUGAUAUAUUCUUCUACAACUUAAUCGAAGGGUCUUAUAACGAAGAGAUAAUGAGGUAUGUCGAGAAUGCCAUGUACAUUCCACGGCAAUCCAAGAAGUUCCUGGGGAUGGUUGCAAAUGCCUUUGGAGGAUCUUCCUUGAAGAGGAUUGGAGAUGUGAUAGACGAGUAUAUAAACGAUAGGCUGAGGGAUAUGGAGAUAGCUAUGGAUGGUGACAUUGAGAGGGUUCUUGAUGAAAUUUCCACGGAAAUCCAGAAGCGGGGUUUAGGAUAG